AAUAAAUCCUAACCCUACUAUUUUACUAUUUUCACUCCAUAUCCAUAAUAUUCUAAAGAUAAAAAAAAUUAAAUUGGAAAAGGUGUAUAAAGUUUAGAUGGCAGACGAAACCUUAUUUGAGUUGCUUCAUUCGGAGAUUGUUAAUUAUGCUCUAGAAAGUAAUGAAAUAAAAUACAAAGAGUCAAAGGAUGAAGACUUAUCGAUAAUAGAAUACAUUGGAUUCUCUACAGGAUUUAGGAUAAUCGAAAGAUUAACCAAAGAUAUGCCCCGCUUCAAGGAUGAGCUAGAUACAAUGAAAUUCAUUUGCACAGAUUUCUGGUCAGCAGUAUAUAAAAAGCAAAUAGACAACCUUAGGACAAACCAUCAAGGUGUUUACGUCUUGCAGGAUAACGGGUUCAGAUUUUUAACGAAACUCUCCAACGGCAAGCAGUAUUUAGAAGCAGCUCCAAGAUAUGUUGCAUUUACUUGUGGUAUUAUUAGGGGUAGUUUAGCUAAUUUAAAUAUUAAUUGUCUAGUUACCGCAGAAGUUCAAAAUAUGCCAUCGUGUAAAUUCCAUAUUCAAGUUCAGAGAACAUAAAUAUAAAUUCAAUAAAAUAAUAUAAUCCUUA
Anoplophora glabripennis (Asian longhorned beetle) is the source of this 608-nucleotide messenger RNA. It is a transcript of the gene Trs33, whose product is annotated as trafficking protein particle complex subunit 6B. The transcript has 3 exons. Bases 98 to 577 code for a protein of 159 amino acids. Gene Ontology annotation, cellular component: TRAPP complex; cis-Golgi network; trans-Golgi network. NCBI's taxonomy places the organism in Eukaryota, Metazoa, Arthropoda, Insecta, Coleoptera, Cerambycidae. The record is from RefSeq and is a predicted model, not a curated record. Gene Ontology annotation, biological process: endoplasmic reticulum to Golgi vesicle-mediated transport; regulation of GTPase activity.